Molecule: messenger RNA, 948 nt
Organism: Humulus lupulus (European hop)
Lineage: Eukaryota; Viridiplantae; Streptophyta; Magnoliopsida; Rosales; Cannabaceae
Exons: 2
Coding region: 1-948 (315 amino acids)
Source: RefSeq, a predicted model, not a curated record
AUGGCUGAGAAGAAUGUAGACAUUGACGAUCAUGCUUCUUGGCCUGAGGCUAUUGAAUCACAUUUUAUUAGUCUUCUAUAUGAAGAAGCCAAAAAAGGAUUACAAACAACAACCUUGGACAAAAAGGGAUGGCAGAAAAUAGAAAAUGACAUAUUAAAUUCUUUUGGAAAGAGAUAUAAAAUGCAUCAAUUGAAAUCCAAAUUCAAUCGGUUAAGAAAGGCACAUCGUGAAUUUUCUCAUCUUUUGGAACAAACUGGUAUGGGAUGGGAUCCUCAAACAAGUACUGUUACAUCAAAUGAUGAAGUAUGGGACACUUAUCUAAUGAAAUAUCCAAAUGCGAAAAGAUUUCGAAAAAAAGGAUUGCAACAUUAUGGGAUGCUUGGAGAAAUAUUCAAUAAUACAACAGCCACUGGUGGGAUGAGUUAUGCCUCCACUCAACUUCCGCCUUCUUCAGUUGAAGAACGCCAACAAGAGCGUCAUUUUGUUGGAACUGGAGCACAUGUUGAUGUUGCUUUUGAAUUUGAUGGUGAUAAUUAUGGAGAGGAGGAAGAAGUUACUGGUGUACGUCGUCGAGCUACUUCUGCUCCACCAGAUGCACCAAAACCAAAAGAGAAAAAGAACAAAGGGGCCAAUCCAUCCAUCGACCAUGUGAUGGAAGAACUUGCAAAAAGUAUUUCUGCUAAGACUGAGGCAUCACUAGUAUGGAGUGAGACUAUGCGUAAGUAUUAUGAAUCGAGAGAAAGGAGAAUUAGCGAGGAAACCAGCAAUGUCACUAACUCUUACAGUGUGGAAGAUUGUCAAAACAUUCUAGAUGGUAUUCCAAAUCUGGAUAACAAAAUAUACCUCAAAGCGUUGCAAGAGUUUGUAGCAACCCCAGAAUGGCGUGGAAUAUUCAUGAGAAUGAAUGAGGAGCGUCGUCGUGCUUAUCUUGAUUCAUUGAUGGGGUGA